AGCAGCUGUUGGGACUGCCAACCUCCAAUUGGAUGCGCAUCGAGGUUUGAGGGAACAUGCGACAAUUACCUUCCUCAAACACCACAGUCAAUCAAUCCCGCUGACAGCCGAGGGAUUGCCCACCAUGCCGCCGCAUCUGCACCCACGGUCACGCAUGACCUCGUCACUCUUCGCUACGACAGUUCUUGCCAGCUUCUUUGUUGUUGCCCUGCCGCAUUUACUGCCGUGCCCGGUCCCGCGAACCAAGUACGCUGAUGGAGAGAUUAUUGUCGACGAGAACGGCAGACGGAAGAGAUGGAGGAGGAGGGACGUCGAUGCAAAGGACGGACUCGUACAGUUCAACCAGACUACAGAAGACGAGAUUGAGCGUGCAACGGAGCGAAUGACGAGAGAAUGUCCCGUACCGAAGCCUGGAGGGAUGCUGGGAGAGUGGCUUGGAUUCCACGCCACGGACGACAAGACGAGAGCAAACAGAUGACCAUUGAUACCACCAAAUGAAGAAUAAAAAGAAGCAAAAAGAGUAAAAAAAUGCG
Trichoderma virens Gv29-8 is the source of this 533-nucleotide messenger RNA. RefSeq lists its product as uncharacterized. Gene Ontology annotation, biological process: mitochondrial respiratory chain complex IV assembly. Gene Ontology annotation, cellular component: mitochondrial matrix. Bases 125 to 478 code for a protein of 117 amino acids. The record is from RefSeq and is a predicted model, not a curated record. NCBI's taxonomy places the organism in Eukaryota, Fungi, Ascomycota, Sordariomycetes, Hypocreales, Hypocreaceae. The transcript is spliced from 2 exons.